Harmonia axyridis is the source of this 8559-nucleotide messenger RNA. Its product is annotated as eukaryotic translation initiation factor 4 gamma 1-like. Gene Ontology annotation, cellular component: eukaryotic translation initiation factor 4F complex. Lineage: Eukaryota; Metazoa; Arthropoda; Insecta; Coleoptera; Coccinellidae. Gene Ontology annotation, molecular function: translation initiation factor activity; protein binding; mRNA binding. The transcript is spliced from 24 exons. Bases 578 to 5932 code for a protein of 1784 amino acids. The record is from RefSeq and is a predicted model, not a curated record.
AGAAAUGGCGUUACGGCCCGUGUAGUGGUAUCGUUUAUUAUUGCAUUUUUCUAACUCGAGAAUAUAAUUGCUAUAAUGAAAGUCAAAAGUUCCAAGAAUUCGCCAUUGAAACAAACAUAAACGUUUUUGCUAUGUCUCCUUAACGUUGUCGUAAUAGUAGAACGCCCUUAUCGAUUUUUGUUAGUGCGGCGAAAUGACUCUCUAUCUAAGUUAAUGCUGCAAAAAGUUCAUCGGUUUUCGAUUUAUAUCCGUAUGUCAAAUUUUCAGCAAUUUUGAUUGCCUAGUGUUGAAACCAAUUACCUGCUCAGUAUGUAAAGUGGUUUUUAAACUGACAGUGUCGUAGUGAAGCAAAAUUACCUGUGAAUCGUGAAAAAUGAUAAAUGAACACGAUUCCGAGUGCGAUUCCGUAUUUUUCAUUUUGAUCAGUCGUGACUCUUCCGGAAAAAGAAAUCAAGGUGCCAUGACUUGUAGACUUGCAUUAUAACAUUUUGAUAAAGCUGCUUGAUUUGAGUAACUCACGCUUAUUCAGGGAUUAAUUUAUAAAUGUAUUCGAAUGAACAUAAGUGAAUAAACGAAAAUGGGAUCACGCUAUGUAAAUGGUACCAUGAAACACGAUGGGGUGUGCUUGUUGCCUCCACCUUCACAUCAUUAUCGCAUGGUACACUCACAAACCCCAAGAGAAAAUUUUCUGGCAAAUCAAAAUUAUGUUCAACAACAACCUAAUCAGGCUUCUACUCAGGGAGUUGCAUUGAGAGGCAUUGCUCAAACGGGGCCUCCAAAUCAGGCACCCACACCGCCUAACCAGGACCUCAAGGUUCAGGCAGUGCCCCAACAAGCACCUAUGCCUUCUCAGCCUAUAUAUCAACAAGGAAGGCAGUUCUACAGUCGACCUCCCCAAGGGAUUGCUACAGGGCCUAUCCAAAACACCAGAAUGACUGGAAAUCCGCAUAGAACUUUUCAAAGCACUCCACAUCAAUUCAUGCAAGUACCUCAAAAUUUAUACUUAAAUUCAAUGAGUUACUAUAAUGCAGCACAAGCACAAAGACAGAGCUUUGUGCAACCACAAGUUACUUUAAUCCAAAGUCAACAGUACCCAGCAUACCAUGCUUUUACUCCUACUCAAAUCCAGCAAACGCCUCAAACUGUUGCAUACCAAUAUUUUCCUAUGGUGAGGCCAGGGCCACCACCUCAGCCUGCGUCCACUCCAUCGAAUCCUAAUCAAGCCCCAAUAGCUACUACAAUACCUUUGCCACAACCUGUUAUUCCUCAACAGACAAUGGCACGACAGCAAAAACAGCGAAGACCUAAUGCUAUAGCUAUUAUAGACCCAAAUACUGGUGAGUUUUCUUCAAAAGACGAUUACAGUAGCACCAUUCAAAACCAACGAAGACCUAACGCUCAGGCUCUUAUAGACCCUAAUAUGUUUAGUUCAAAAGGGGAUUAUAAUAGCACCAAUAGAAAACAGCGAAGACCUAACGCUAUAUCUAUUAUAGACCCUAGUACUGGUGCGGAUAAAUUAGAUGAAAUUUUUGAUGACAAUUCUCAUACACCCUCUGGUGAAUCCUCUGCUAGACAAACGCCACAACCAUCUUCUCACAACCCAAACAAAGAAGUACAGGCACCUUAUGAAAAAUAUUAUUUUGGAAAUGAAGAAUUGAUAAUAGAAUUCGAUGGAGCCCCUCCUCGGGCAAAGAAAGUCACUGAAAGAACAGAUGAUUAUCAUGAAAUACCAUAUAUCAUGGCUUCUACAACAGAACCUCCACCCCCUUCCCGUAAUAAUGCUAAAUUUGACCAUUUAGCCCAAACCAGUACCUUGAAGGCCCACGCUAAGGAAUUUGUAUUAUCUUCAGCCAAAGAACCUCCAGUUGUUUCAGCAAAUUGUGACUCAGUCGAAGUAACACUCAAUAAACUUCAGAAAGGCAGAGAAAGUCCUGUCAAAGGAAGAAAACCUAAGGAUCAUCAUAAGGAAUCGGUUAAAGAGAUCCAUCCAGUUAAAGAGGUUCAUCAGCCAGAAAAACAACAAAUUCCUGUAGUGAAAGAAGAAACUGAGGCACCUUUAGUGAAACUCAAAGAGACAACACCCCCUAAUAAUAAUCAACAUAGUUCAAAAGUAACUGAAAAAGAAAAUGACAAGAGGAAAAAGGACAACAAAUCGGAUAACAAACAAGUAACCGAAACCAGUUCAAAUGAUACUGUAAAACAGGCAGUUCAGAAUCAAGAGCAUGAAACAACACAUGGUGCUCCUGCUAAAUCGAAACAGAACACAAAUCAGAAGAAAGAUAAUCAUAAUAAGACUAAUAAUCAACGACCAAAUCCUAGUAAUGUUCCGCUACCGCAACCAGCCAAGUCGAAUAGCAAAACGAUAAAAAAAAAUGAGCUCAAUUCGAAGGGUGCCAGUAAGGAAGGCAAUGAUAUGGAUGUCUUCCAAAUCGCAGAUGCAGUAAAUGCUAACGUGCCACCACCUGCAACUACCACAAUACCUACAACAAAUAAUAAUGAUGUUAUUAAUGCAAAUGCCCCUGCUACGGACAAUGUGACUCCUACCCCUGCUGACCAGAAUGCUGCUAAUGAUGUAGCAACCAAAGUCGAAAGCAAUAAUGUCCCGGUGAAACCCACCCCUGAAGUUAAAACUGCCCAGAAAAGAUGGGACGUGACCAAUGUGUUUAAGGGUAGAUUACCCGAACCCUCACCAUAUUUACCUUCAUCGACUGAAAUUAACCAAGAUGAGACUGAUAGAUCCGUUGUCACUAAUGACAAGUCUGCGCAGGCUGCUAAUGAGGCUGCUGCCCAAGUUCCCACUCAAGUUGCGGAAAAGAAGCCAGACUUGCCUUAUAGAGAAGGACAAUGGUCACCUUUCAAUGUGGAUGGCAAUAAAAAAUAUGAUCGAGACUUCCUUAUGGCAGUAAGGAAUCUUCCAAAUGCAAGAGUUAAACCAGCGAAUCUUCCAGAAAACUUGGAGUAUUCAGAGGGAUCCAGACAGAGAGAUUCAAAUAAUCGUGAUAUGCGUUUCUCAAGCAUGGGCAAAGAUUUUACCACUCCACCAUUUAUGCCAUUUGGAGGAAAGAAUUCUUCAAUGAAAGGAUCUUCAAUAACAAAGCACCCUAGCUUAAGUGGAAAGAUGGGUAAUAAAGGUGGUAAAUCAGUAAAUGGAGGUAAUAAGAUUUCCAUCUCAUUGAGAGAAGAUAUCAAACUUCACGAAACAGAAAAUGCCUGGAAGCCUGGUCGCUUGGCUAAGGCUGAAAAUAAAUCUGAUGAGGUCAAAAAAACUGAAGAAUUAUAUAAAAAAGUCCGUGGUGUUCUCAAUAAAUUAACACCACAAAAAUUCGACACACUUCUGAAUCAAAUCAAAGCUCUGAAUGUGGAUACCAUUGAAAGAUUACAAGGUGUUAUAAAUUUAGUCUUUGAAAAAGCUAUUGAUGAACCUAGUUUCGCUGUUGCUUACGCUAAAAUGUGCAUGGAGCUGGCUAUGAUGCAGGUAACACGAAAAAACAAUGAGGGUAAAGAAGAGUCACUUAACUUCCGAAAAUUGCUUAUAACCCGAUGCCAGGAGGAAUUUGAAAAGCAGUCAUUAGAUGAAGAUGACACUAUAGCUAAAAUUAAUGAAAUUGCAGCAACUACUGAGGAUCCUGUUAAGAAAAAAGAAGUAGCUGAUGAAUUAGAAGACUAUUUGAGGAAACUUCGUAGAAGAUCGGUUGGUAAUGUUAGGUUUAUUGGUGAACUUUUCAAGAUAAAUAUGUUGACAAGCAAUAUUAUGACUGUUUGUGUAACAGUUUUACUGAAGCAUAGAGAUGAAGAGAGCUUAGAAUGUUUAUGUAGGUUGCUCACUACAAUAGGCAGCAAGCUUGAAGAAACUAAAGAUCUGGAACUCUAUUUCAAAGAAAUGCAAGCUAUUGUUGAUAGAAAAAAUAGAGAGACUAAGGAUGGCAAAGAUUCUAAGGAGGGCAAAGAUUCUAAAGAUAGCAAAGAUACUAAAGAUAGCAAAGAUACUAAAAAUGGCAAAGACACUAAAAAUGGUAAAGAUACUAAAGACAGUAAAGAUACUAAAGACAGUAAAGAUUCUAAAGACAAUAAAAAUUCUAAAGAUGAGAAAGAUUCUAAAGAUACAAAAGAAAAUAAAGAAGUUGUUAGCAGUCGUAUCAGGUUCAUGCUUCAGGAUGUGAUUGAUCUUAGGAAAAAUAAAUGGGUACCUCGUCGUCAAGAUGCUGGUCCCAAAACGAUUGAUCAAAUAGCAAAGGAUGUUGCAACAGAGCAUCUUAAUUCACAGAUCUUCAAUUCUGUUCCUAGCACUCCACGCCGAGAUGAAAGGGAUAUGGGUAGAGGUGGUAAAAUGCGUAAUAAUAAUCAAGACGAGUGGCAUAAUCACCAGAAGCCAACAUCAUUCAAUUUAAAUAAGGAUAAACUGAAAAUGAACGUACCAAGUGGAGAUGAGACGCUUGGACAAUCAGCAAUGUUCAAAAUAUGGAACAAAGGAUCUACAAUCAAACCUCCUCCAGUUCAGACACAAGCUCAGACAGCCACUUCUAAUAGAUUCUCUAUUUUGGAAAACACCAACAUCUUAGAUAAUGAUAAGAAGAUGUCAGGUGGCAAUGGUGGAGGUAGAUACAGAGAUUCUGCUUAUCACUCGAAGGGAUCAAGCUUGGAGCGUGGUAGCUAUGGUAGGCAAAAUUAUGACAAGAGGGGAGGGUCUCGAUCGGGAUCUCAGCAUAGAAUUAACGAUGGUGCUGGUCCUUCAGGACUCAACAUGGCAGGACCCAGCUCGUCCAUGUCACGUGCCCCUGUUCCCCCUCAGGCUGCUGUCAAACCACCUACCCCUCCCCCAAGCACAGUUACUCCAACUAUGACUGAAGAUCAAAUGAAGAGAUUUUGUAAAAAUAGUUUUGAAGAAUACAUUAAUGAUAAUUGUACAUUUGAAGAGUGCGAGAUUGAUAUUAGAACCAAAAUUCCCUCAACAUAUAUGGCUCUAAUGGUUUCUGAUGCUAUUUUGGAUAUAUUAGAGACGUCUAGGACAAAGCGAAUGAAAUUAGGUUUAUUACUCGGAAAACUCUUGGCAAGUACCACCCUGCCAUUGAAUGAGUUGUGUCAAGCAUUAGAAGAUAUCUUUAGUCAAGUAGAAGAUCUUAUAAUUGAUAUUCCAACAAUAUGGGCCUGCUUGUCUGAAAUUUUAGUACCAAUCAUCAUUGAGGGGGCGCUACCUUUAACCACAUUACACAAGUGUUGCAAAGUACUGAUUAAUAUUGGAUUAUGUGAUAAAAUGCUACUAGCAAUAUUCAAACUUAUUGUCUGUGAAAAAGGCCCUAAUUACUUAAAAGAAUUGUGGCAAUCUUCCCAAUUGAAAUUAACUGAUUUCAUGUCUGAAAGCUUAGCUGCAAAUUUCAUUGAAAAUAAUCAAUUGGAAUUCCUUAAUGGGGGAACACCCGCACAAGGCAACUCUGAGCUUAACUACGAGCAAAUUGAGAACAAACUCCUUGGAUUCUUCGAAUCAAAUGUUCCAUUUGAUGAUAUCUGUAUGUGGAUUACGGCUAAUGUGGGCCAAAGGGUAGAAGAGAAUUCAUUCAUUAGGACGUUAGCUACAGCCAUUUAUAAACAUUCAAUAUUCCGUCUUAAACUGAAUCCUGAACGUUUAAGCAAACUUUCUAAAUUGUUCAGCAAAUAUGUUGAUAACAAUUCAACAUAUGAACUUCAAUGUUUAUACGCGUUGCAAUCAUUAGUUAAUCAGUUAGAGCAUCCUCAAGGUGUGUUAUUAUCAAUUUUCAACAAAUUGAGCGAAGAUUCCAUUUUUGCACAAGAAAGUUUCCUAUCAUGGGAGAAUAGUAAAGAUGCAGCUGAACAAGAAGGCAAAGGUGUUGCAUUGAAGCAACUUACCGCCUUCUUCACCCAGUUGAAAGAAAAUGAUGAUGAUGAAUAUGUGUCUACUGGUUCUGAAGAAGCUUAGCAGUAUAUGGCAGCGCCAGUGGUGGCUUCUAAUUAGUGCAACGCGUGUUGAAAAAUAACUAACGUGACACAUGUGUGAAAAAAAUACUAAGUGACUUUUUGAAAACUUAGAUAAAAAUUUAUACUGUUGUUUAUAUUAUAUAUACAAAUUUAAUAAUGUAAGAAUGCGCCCGAGCUGACAUGGUUAUAUAAAAAUAGUACGGGCUAGAAACGGAUGUUAUUCAAGUGCCCUCGAUCAAUGGACCUAAAAAAUUUAAGUAGUAAGUGAUUAUAUGCAGUGGAAGAGACUUUGAGUAUACCCUUUGCUCCUUUUAAUAUUUCUUUCAGACAAUACCCAGCGGGCAAUGGGAAUAUUUUAUACAUAUUAUUGUCCCUUAUUAUUUAUAUAUAUUUUAUAUUCCUAUUUAAUAAUUCCUCUUUUUAUUGUUCAUAUCGAAUUUUUCCAAAAAUGAGCUUGCUUCCAAAUGAUGAGUGCUUAACAUUUUUGUAACUCACAAUGCAUGAGAUGAGUUACAAUAAACGAGCGAUAAAAAAAAUCAAUUUCUAAAGAAUGAGGGUUUUCCAAAUUACUGUUUCAACAUCAAUUGAAUUGUUCAGGAUCAAAAUCAAUUUUGUUCCUAUAGCUGCUCAAUUUUGGAACACUUUCUAGUAACAUUUUUAAUUGCUGGUGUCCUUCAAACAUGGCCCGCUGGGCUUUGACAUGCUCCCGGAAAUUUUAUGGUCGGGCCGGGACGACACAUACCAUGUUUUAUGUUUGUUAAAAAUUUGUUACAGCAUCAUUAUGUUAAGUUAUAUAUACAUAUUAUAGGUAUAAUUGUUCUGUAUAAUAAAAUAUACAGUUGCACAUUUCAGUUUUAGAUUUCGGUCAUAUCUUCUCUUUAGAAGUUUCACUAGGACUGAAUUUUUUUUUGCCUGCGCAAUAUUGUCUAAGAGUAGUGGAAAACGUGCUUCUAGUUUUGAUCUAUGUUAUUUUGCUCUUCAUCUAUCAAAGUAGAAAAUUGGUGGUAUUGUCUCAUGCUAUGAUGAAUAACAUACAUUGUUUGGUGAAUAUUUAUGUUAUUACUUUUACUCAGUAUUCAAAUUGUUGAAUUAAACUAAAAUUGUUUGCGUCAUAAACUAUUUCCUGCAAAGUAUAUAGAAUAAUCUCCAUAUAUCUAAAAUUAAAUUUAGGUCCUCUAAAUGACAACCACUAGUAAUGUUGAAAAAACAGCAUGACCAAAUUUUCGUGAAAACUGCUUGAUAAAUAUAGUGACAUCUGAAGACAAUUCUACUAAUUUUACUUUGAUUGUGACAUCUUGAAAUCACAGUUUUAAAAGGAUGAAUUUUUUUCAGUGACAUUUUCCACUACUCGCAGAGAAUCGUUCUAGGUUGAAAUUUUGGAAUCUUUGAAAAUGUGUUUCUUUCCAAUUGCCUCAUAUUGAAAAUGUAUUCUAAAUGGAAUAUUUUGCAUGUGAUCGAAUUGAUUUUAUCUGAAACUGCCUUUUGCAGCUGUCUAGUCCCAUCUUCGGUUUUUCGAAAUAUUGUAUAUAUUUUUUUAUUUUCACAAAGCAUAUACAGUAUUUUUCUGACCAUACAUGUAUAUAAAACCUUAAAAAAAUGAAAAAAACACAAAAACUAAUUAUCGCCAUAUUUCUGGUUAUAAAUAUACUAAAAUGCCACCGUUUGUGAAAUGGUACUCUGAAAAUUUUAUAGAACCUGUCGCUUUGGUGCAGUUUAUCUGUGAUAAAUCUACAUUACUUGCGACGAGCGCGGAUGAUGCAGUUUGAGACUAUCCGGAAGCAGUAGUAUGAUUAUUCAUAUAUUCACCGAACACGACUAACCCCCUUCCCUGAUCUAUUAGAGUUUGUGUCUUAGGACUGAAAACACAAGUCUUCCUGAGCCCCCUUUCGCCCCCAAUCGAUUUUCGACGUUAAAUCUGUGGGAACUAUCCAUUUGAAUAAUUCUUGCAAUCCUUACGUGUUGUAAUAGUACCAAGAAAUUAAUUUCUUUUUAAUAUAAUGCCACAUUAGUGAAGCCGAUUGUAUUCACAUUGAUAGUAGACUGUUUUCAUCAUUAUUGAAUAAAUGGUUCGUGGUAUUAUAAAUGCCCUGUAAAUAUGAGUUUUUUUUAAUGAACUUGAAUGAAUAAUAUUAGAUACGCCAACUCAAUACAAUUUUCCAAUUAAAAUUGAAGAAGCUCCAUCAAGAAUUUUCAUGUUGGUAAUUUUCAAAAUGUGAAUGUUAUAUUAAUAUGCAAUUUCAAGAAGAAUCUGAUUUUGACAUAUUUUGAGUGGCUGUGAUUUUAGUAAUUUUUCCAGAAUAUAUGGCUUUAUUAAUGGAUGAUCUUAUAUGAAAUGAAGGUGACAGAGUCCUCUGAAUUGCUAUUUAUAAUUGUAUUUUUUAAUUUUAAAAUUAUUUGUAAUAUAGUGAAUUUCUCGCAAAUUGUUAGGACUUUGUCUGUAUUUGAGCUGCUAAAAUUAUUCAAGGUACUGGUUUCCUGAAUAAUAAUCAGGGAUUGAUAAGAAUUAUUUAAUUACGAUUGAUUUCUCAUACGUAAAUGUUGAGACAGAUUUUGCCAAACUGUUAUCGAACAUUUAUAUUAAUACCGAUUCUACGAGACGAUUAAAACAAAAGAUUACCAACUCUCAAA